This is a messenger RNA of Penicillium coprophilum, 810 nucleotides long. RefSeq names its product oxidase ustYa family protein. The record is from RefSeq and is a predicted model, not a curated record. Gene Ontology annotation, biological process: mycotoxin biosynthetic process. Bases 1 to 810 code for a protein of 269 amino acids. NCBI's taxonomy places the organism in Eukaryota, Fungi, Ascomycota, Eurotiomycetes, Eurotiales, Aspergillaceae. The transcript has 5 exons.
AUGGAGGAGAGGCCCUUCCUCCCAACGAGAUCAAAUUCGCUAUCAGUAGACGAAGAAAGCGAAUUUGCUGAAAAGCAUAUUCGUUCGCCAAAGAGGAGCCCCUACGAGCAAUGUUUGCCAUGGCUCAUCCAACUUUUUGUCUUUACCGUUUAUACAACAAUCUUCUUUCUUUUCUGGGACCGUUCACAAUCUCGUUGUUCAGAGGCAGAUGCAUCCAAAUUCGCCCCAGCUUAUAGCCCAGCAUCAAAGGCACUCAAGUGGGAACUGAGAACCUUUCAAAAUCAGCUGGAGAUAACGAAUCCGUUCAAAGGACCACCCAGACCGGAAUUAGAGGAGGCAUGGAAUAAGCUUCUCCAUCCGUCUGCUGCCAUUCUCGUGGAUAAGGAAUCACUGGACAGAAUCAAUCGCACUUCUGUUGAGCUUCGAGAUGGAUCGGGGUAUAUGGCUGCCUUGGACGUAUAUCAUCAGCUACAUUGCUUGAGAUGGGUGCGCAGGUACAUUCACCAAGACCACUACAACUCCACCGAGGAAAAUCUAGGCCAGCAUAUUGACCACUGUUUGGAUGGCUUACGGCAGUAUGUGAUGUGCAACGCGGAUUUGUCUAUUAACACUUUUGACUGGAUCCCAAAUUAUCCCAAGCCGUGGCCAAAUUUCGAGGUCGUGCAUAAGUGUGCGAAUUGGGAGUCUAUCGAGGAAUGGGUUUUGGCGAACAGUUUCGAUGGAUUCGAUCCUGAUUUGAUCCGUCAUCCAGAUUAUCACCCUGAACUACCAAGUCCAUUCAAUUACACUGUCAGUGGGAACUCACCCUGA